UCAUAAUUAGAAAAAGAUUAAAAUACGUAAGAUGGAGUGUAGAUGGUCAAUAGAGGAAGUUUUUGACUGUUUUGGUGGUUAAAGAACACUUACUGAAGAAGUUACCUGUUGAUAUACGUGAAAAAAUGCGUUUUCCGAUUAAAUUUUUGACUCUUUUACUGGUGCUGGUGUGUAUUAAUUACUCAGAAGAAUGGUUUGGGGGAAGAAGGCGGCGACGGCUGAUUCCACCAAUUAGAAUUCCACCUGUACGUCGAAUUGUCCGACGCGUUGGAAAAACGCUUGAAAAAACUGGCAAAGGUUUGGCGAAAGGUGUGACUUCAUUGGCCAAAGGUUGUUGCGGUUUAAAACCUUGGAUUUGCCGGUCUGAGAAAGAAUUUAAAAACAGACAAUAUGAUAUUAAAAGAAAAAGUGCAAGUAUGGAUCGGGAUUGGAUAACAGUGAAAAAAAUGCUCGCCAACAUAAAGGUUGCAAAUAACGACAAUUCAAAAAUCUAUUCGCAUGUGCGACGGAUUACAUUGAGUAGCGGUGGAACAAUAGAAAUUUUGGAUCCAGAAAUUAUUGUUAAAUUUAAUAAUGUUUCCAACGAGUUAAAGAAAGCUAUCGAACAUAAAAAUCAAACUGUUUUAAAUUACGGAAUAAACGAACUUCAAGUAGAAUACGACAAGAAGAAGACAGGUACAGAAACCGCUCUUUUGGAUGCCAGCGGAAUUGGAGGUUUUGGUAUGUCUACUGGAUAUCUUAAAAUGACUGCAGACAUGUUCCGUCUCAUCAAAUUAGAUUCCGUGGCCAAAUUUAUGGAAACAAAAGUUGGUGGUUUACUUAAUAAAGCCAAACUUGGAGUGUCAAAGUUAUUUGGUUUUCACUACCUGCAAGAAUUAGGAAAACAAAACAAGAUUUUAGGAGGUGUCUUGAAAGCGUUCGCCUUCUAUAAUAACUAUCUAAGUCUCCACGGAGGAGUGUUUAAACUAAUGGAAGGAUUUAACAAGUUGGUUGGCUGGAUUACAGAUUUAGCUGGUUGUGGCAAGCGCGGUAAUCAAAUUCAUGAUUCUCUUAAGAAGCUCAAAAAGGACCACGUAAAAAUCAAUGACGCGUACAAGACACUUCAAAAAUACAACAGAGAAGUAAACAAGAAUUGGGCGACAGUUCGACGUCAAAUUAGCAGUGACGGUUUGAUGACAAAUUUAAGAAGUAUUGAAGAUAUAGCCCGACAAUCAUCUACUCAAUCCACUAAAUUAAAACGUGCUUUAGCUGAAAUUAUAAGCUUUCGUGUUGGUAUAAAACGCGCUAACGCAGCUACUACUAUCCGUCUACAAAAGAGGUUGAUUCACGCCCUUGGUAACAUCAAAUUCAGCAUGGAUUGCUACAGAAAGAAGUUAGCUGUAUACGAAGCAGUUCAUAAGCGCUGUAAGCUUGGCCAGGCAAGUUUCCAAGAGCUAUACAUCCAAGCUCUUAUUGAUUUCAAAGCUAACACGAUGUCUUGUCGAGGUGAGACAGGACUUCCGUAUACAUCGAAACCGGAUGUUUUAAAAUACGUUAAAGUUAAAGCAAACAAAGAAAAAUUUGAAAUUAACUGUCUGUUAAAUAGUGGGGUUAAAAAAGCAUUGACCUGCGAAUCGUUCAAUGAGGGAUACAGUCAUAGUCAGGUAGCAAGCCUUCUUCAAUUGGAACUAAACGUAGUAAGGCAAUAUGAAGCAACUUGCGCUACACCUGUCCUCACGCCUAUCGAUGUAUCCGAAAUUUGUACACUAAAAACAGAUAAUGUUCACGUGCACGAAAUCUAUUCCAAAUUUCCAAGAAUUGAGAAAACGAAAGUGAGAACUGCGUACGGGAAAUGCUCUUAAGUGACAUUAAUCUUAAGUGGAUUUUAUCCAUGUUUCAUUGACAAUAGUAGAGCGUCAUGGAACAAAAACAUUUUUGAAAUAUGAAACCAUUCACAUUCUUGUUUAAGUCCAUAAAACGGCAACAAACAAUCGACAGCAGAAACAAAGAAAAAAUUUUUUU
Messenger RNA from Hydractinia symbiolongicarpus, 2001 nucleotides. RefSeq lists its product as uncharacterized. The record is from RefSeq and is a predicted model, not a curated record. NCBI's taxonomy places the organism in Eukaryota, Metazoa, Cnidaria, Hydrozoa, Anthoathecata, Hydractiniidae. The transcript has 7 exons. The coding region runs from base 126 to 1841 and encodes 571 amino acids.